Messenger RNA from Polistes canadensis, 811 nucleotides. It is a transcript of the gene RpS5a, whose product is annotated as 40S ribosomal protein S5. The coding region runs from base 112 to 762 and encodes 216 amino acids. Lineage: Eukaryota; Metazoa; Arthropoda; Insecta; Hymenoptera; Vespidae. The transcript is spliced from 3 exons. Gene Ontology annotation, molecular function: mRNA binding; structural constituent of ribosome; rRNA binding. Gene Ontology annotation, biological process: ribosomal small subunit assembly; translation. Gene Ontology annotation, cellular component: ribosome; cytosolic small ribosomal subunit. The record is from RefSeq and is a predicted model, not a curated record.
UGUGUUGACUAGCAAUAGUCAAAAUCCGGCAAUCGUCACAAGCUGUGGCGCUGAGUACCUCAUGGCCUUUCCUGUUUGUGCUCUGGUUCAACGAAUACACGAGCAUUCACAAUGCCGGAUAUAGAAUCCUUCGAUGAUAUAGUGGUAACUACUACCUCCACUAUACCGGUAGCACUUUCUGCCGAGUUACCAGAAAUCAAAUUGUUUGGUCGCUGGAAUUGUGAUGAUGUACAAGUCAAUGAUAUGUCUUUGCAAGAUUACAUUGCUGUAAAAGAAAAAAAUGCUAAAUAUCUACCGCACUCUGCUGGCCGUUAUGCUGCUAAACGUUUUAGGAAAGCUCAAUGUCCUAUCGUAGAGCGCUUAACAAAUUCCUUGAUGAUGCAUGGAAGAAACAAUGGCAAGAAAUUAAUGGCUGUUAGAAUUGUCAAACACGCAUUUGAAAUUAUUCACCUUCUUACUGGUGAUAAUCCUUUGCAGGUUCUUGUCACAGCCAUUAUUAAUUCGGGACCAAGAGAAGACUCAACCCGUAUUGGUCGUGCUGGUACAGUAAGGAGACAAGCUGUAGAUGUUUCUCCAUUACGUCGUGUUAAUCAAGCUAUUUGGUUAUUGUGCACUGGUGCAAGAGAAGCAGCAUUCCGCAACAUAAAAACAAUCGCUGAAUGUUUAGCUGAUGAACUUAUCAAUGCUGCAAAAGGAUCAUCAAAUUCGUAUGCGAUAAAAAAGAAGGAUGAACUAGAACGUGUCGCAAAAUCUAAUCGAUAAGAACCAUAUAUUUAUUAAACAUUUAAAUAAAAAUCUUGAAUUAAUGAAA